UGGAUCGAAUGGAACCGUUUCACCAAAAUUUUUCUUUGGACGAUAAGUCUAUACAAAAUCCAUUCGCUGAACACGAAAGAGUUCCAAUAUGGCUUGCUGCCAUACUCGUUGUUAUUGUUCCGUUGAUCAUAUUAGCAGGCUUUUCUUUGUGGCAAAGGAAUUUACGUGAUUGGCACCAUUCUUCAUUAGGUUUAAUAUUAAGUCUCACGCUAACACUGGCGGUGACCGAUUUCUUUAAGACUUUCGCCGGACGUCCUCGACCAGAUUUCAUUAACAGGUGUGACCCAUUGCCUGGGUCUGUUGAUGCUAAGCCUUUCGGACUUAGCAAUGCAAGCAUCUGUCAACAAACGGAUAGUGCUAUUAUGAAAGAUGGUUUCAAAAGUUUUAUAUCUGGACAUUCUUCAAUUUCAUUUUCUGGAUUGGGAUUUUUAACAUUUUAUUUGGCUGGCAAAUUACGUGUAUUUGAUAACAAAGGACAUGCGUAUAAAAGUUUUAUCGUGCUUAUUCCAUUAGGUCUUGCAGCAUACAUUGCAGUCACACGAACUGAAGAUUAUCGUCAUCACUGGCAAGACGUUGUAACCGGUGGAUUGAUUGGUAUACCUUUACCAAUUCGAUUAAUUCCCCAUCAUACAGAACACAAAGCACGGUUCACUUUUGAAGAUGGUGCAAAUUUUGAGGUCCUUGUUGUUCGAAAUGAUGGAUCUACUAUUUUGAAAGACACAAAGACAUUGCAAAGUGCUACUAACAAUGAUGAUAAUGAAGAACCUCAUCGACUUGUCUAA
Messenger RNA from Racocetra persica, 782 nucleotides. The record is from the annotation of a GenBank genome assembly. NCBI's taxonomy places the organism in Eukaryota, Fungi, Glomeromycota, Glomeromycetes, Diversisporales, Gigasporaceae.